Molecule: messenger RNA, 3870 nt
Organism: Abrus precatorius (Indian licorice)
Lineage: Eukaryota; Viridiplantae; Streptophyta; Magnoliopsida; Fabales; Fabaceae
Product: endonuclease MutS2
Exons: 19
Coding region: 190-2547 (785 amino acids)
Biological process (GO): negative regulation of DNA recombination; mismatch repair
Molecular function (GO): endonuclease activity; mismatched DNA binding; ATP-dependent DNA damage sensor activity
Source: RefSeq, a predicted model, not a curated record
AAUUAUUUUUGUUAUUAUUUUAGUGUUAUUUACACAUUUGAUUUCCAAGUAUAACUUUGUUGUAAAUUGUAAUCCAACAAGCUCCAACUGUUGUGGUGAUGCUUCCUCUGUUUCUCUUCCUCACAUCAACAAUAAAUCUGUGCAAAUUCUUAGAACCCAGUUGUUGUUAGAAAGACCCAUAACGUAAAAAUGUUAUCUUGUGCCAUAACCAUAUCUGCUUUCCCCAUCAUCACCAUUAAUAAAUGGAAGCAGAAACAUACGCAAACGGUGUCAGCUUCCAUUCACCAUGACAGCCUCAGAGUGCUUGAAUGGGACAAGCUUUGUGACUUGGUCGCUUCCUUCGCCACCACUUCCUUGGGUCGUCAAGCCCUCAAGGACCAGCUAUGGUCUCUGAAUCAGACUUUUGAGGAAAGUCUUGCACUUCUCAAGGAAACCAAUGCUGCUGUUGAAAUGCACAAGCACGGCACUUUCAGAUUGCACUUGGGUCACCUUGAUGCUAUGCUGGUCAAAACUGCAAUUCAACAUGCACGGAGAAGUAUGCCGGUGAGUGGCUCUGAGGCAUGGGCUGUUGUGGCUCUUCUGCAGUGUGCUGACACCUUGCAGGGUGAUCUCAAAGCUGCUAUUAAGGAAGACAAAGAUUGGCAUAGUCGUUUCAUGCCUCUUACAGAAGUGAUAAUGGAAUUUGUUGUCAAUAGAUCUUUGAUUAAAGUGAUAGAGCAAAUUGUCGAUGAAGAUGGCUCUGUUAAGGACUCUGCGAGUCCAGCCCUUAAACAGUCACGCCAACAGGUGCAAGUGAUUGAGAGAAAGGUACAACAGUUAAUGGAGAGCAUAGUCAGGAAUGAAAAGAGUGAAACAUCAAUCCUUGAAGUGAAUAACGUUGAUGGCAGGUGGUGCAUAAGAGUAGAUUCUGGGCAGAAGACAAGUUUUAAGGGUCUAUUAUUGUCCAGUGAAGCCGGAGUUGGAAGUACUAUAGAGCCACUUUCUGCUGUUCCUUUAAAUGAUGAGUUGCAGCAAGCAAGAAGUUUGGUGGCAAAGGCUGAGGCAGAUGUGCUUUUGACAUUAACCAAAAAGAUGCAGCUGGACCUUGAUGAUAUUGAAAGGAUAUUGAACAGUUUGAUUCAACUGGAUGUGAUUAAUGCCCGUGCUACUUAUGGUCUUUCAUUUGGAGGGUCAAGUCCUCAUAUAUUUCUGCCAGAUAGGAAUAACUCUUCUACUGUGGAAUUCUUAACAAGGAAUGAUAAAUCCUAUGGCCAAUUACCCAACAAUAAGGAAUGGAAGCUGUAUCUGCCGAAAGCUUAUCAUCCUUUAUUGCUCCAGAGGCACAGGGAGCAUUUGAAGAAGGCCAAAAAAAAUGUCAAUCUUGCUACUUCAGUUGCUGUAUCAGACAAUGCCCAGCCAGUACCAGUUGAUUUUUUGGUAUCUCAAAAAACUUCUGUUAUAGUUAUAACUGGCCCUAAUACUGGCGGCAAAACCAUAUGUUUGAAGACUGUAGGGUUGGCUGCUACGAUGGCAAAAUCAGGUCUUUAUGUUCUUGCUUCUGAAUCUGCACAAGUUCCUUGGUUUGAUUCUGUCUUUGCUGACAUUGGUGAUGAGCAGUCCUUAUCACAAUCGUUGUCUACAUUCUCUGGCCACUUGAAACAGAUAAGUAAUAUUAAAUUACAGUCAACAAGCUGGUCACUAGUGCUACUAGAUGAGGUUGGUGCCGGAACAAAUCCCCUUGAAGGAGCAGCACUAGGAAUGGCAUUAUUGGAAUCUUUUGCUCAAGAUGGUUGUUUGUUAACUAUAGCUACAACUCAUCACGGAGAACUGAAAACCCUAAAAUACAGUAAUGAGGCCUUUGAAAAUGCAUGUAUGGAGUUUGAUGAAGUGAAUUUGAAGCCAACUUACAAGGUUCUCUGGGGUGUACCAGGGCGCUCACAUGCAAUUAAUAUAGCUGAGAGGUUGGGACUACCAUCUGUUGUUGUAGAUACUGCUCGUAAGUUAUAUGGUUCUGCUAGUGCAGAGAUAGAUGAGGUAAUAACUGAUAUGGAAAAGUUAAAACAAGAUUACCAAGAGCUAUUGGAUGAAGCACGUCAUUAUCUAAUGCACUCCAGAGGACUUUACAAUAGUCUGUUGAACACCAGAAGGAAGAUCAUGGAACAUGGUACUAAUUUAAGAUUUAAGAAGAUGAGAGAUGUAUCUGAAGCUGCAGCAAUGGCAAGAUCCAUCAUUCACAAGAAAGUGAGGGAAUUGGAUGCAUCAGCUAAGCAACCUUCACAGAAUAAUAAAACCAUUAAGAUUUCUCAUCCAUCGGCAACCAACAAAAGCCAAACUGCUGCAUAUAACAAGGAACCUACUAUUGCAGAUAGAAGUGCAUCUGCUGUAAAAGUUUUUAACCAAUCCUCAUCAGAUAAGUCUGAGCUUCCCAAGGUUGGUGAUAUGGUACAUGUCUCUUCCCUUGGGAAAAAGGUGACUGUUUUAAAAGUGGAUUCAUCCAGAGGAGAAAUUGUAGUUCAAGCUGGAAACAUGAAGUUGAAACUUAAAGUAACUGACAUUCAAAGAUCAUAAAAGUUGGGAAAUCAUGGCUAUGGUAAAAAAUAAGUAAGUGUUUUAUUUGUGCUCAUGAUCAUAUGUUGUGCCUUUUUUCUAACUGCAUAAUAUAGUAACAACCCUGCACCACCUUAAAAUCAAUAUUUUCAGACACUGGAGCAUCAAGUUUCAACAAUUAAAAUGUUGAUUUUUUUUUAUAUUUUUUAUUAUUUUAGAAUUCAGUGCAUUGUAUUUUGCCCCUAAUUAUAUAUGUUCCUUCCUCCAUCCCUAGUAAUGAAUCAACAAUCCCAAAAGCUCAUGUCAUUAAGUGAAGAGACAUGAAUAGUUUUAUAGUGCUUCUCUAACAUGCUCUUUCACGUAAGAGCCCUGAUUAGAGCAUGGAUACUGUAAAAGCCCACCAAUCUUCUUAUAAAAUCUAACUACUUUAAUUAGAAGAAUAAAGCAGUAAGGUUCAAACAAUAGACCAUUUAGUCAUAGAGAUUUUGAUAUCAUGUCAUGAAUCAACUCCUAAAAGAUUAAGUUGAUUGGUGAAGACACAUGAAUGGUGUUAAAUUACAUCCCUUACCCACUUGAAUUUUAGUUCAAAAUAUAUUUUUUUAACUUGUUGCCUUGAAAAUGGAAAAUGUGCAUUCAAACUGCUAUCUUAUGACUUGAUGUGAGAUAAAACAAAGGUGGGACUUUCAGAAACUUCAGUUUCUUCAUUUAGCCGGAUGUGCCAAGAACUACAGUUUUACAAUGCCAUAAGUAAUACAAAUAGUUUUUAUGCUAAUUGUGCAAGGUACACUUUUCUCUAUGAUGCAUAUGAAAAACUGAAAAGCAAUUUAAGAAACUUAAACUGUUAGCAACUUGAAAUUAAGAAAAACUACUCUUUUUUUGGUCGUCAUGUCUCCUUGUCAGAAUGGAUUGAAGCUGCAAAAAGAAUAGGUAAACAAGCUAUUCGGUUAAAGAAAAUCAUGGGCAGUUGAUGGCGCUUGCUUAGUGGAAAGAACAAUGACAGGUAUUCAGAAACAUAGUAACUAAGCAAAAAAAGGUUUAGGUAUUUUACCCUUUGUUUCCUUUCACUUUAUUGAGACAUGAACCCUUAAGAAUUUGUUAGGUGCCCUUUAUUUUUGGUCCACUUUGUCAUAUAGUUACUUAACUGAGCUAAUUUGUUUGUAUUGUCUAUUUUAGGCUUUUUGACAUGGAAUAUCCCUUCACCCUCUUCAAGAAGACACCAACGGAUUCCUAUUAUGUGCUUGGGUUCCUUUAAUUAAGAAAACUUCUUCGAUCACCACCAACCCAAAAAACAUAUCAAUUAAUGAAAAGGGAGCAUGGCAUGAUGUAAAAAGACUGUUUGAGUAU